Molecule: messenger RNA, 504 nt
Organism: Mya arenaria
Lineage: Eukaryota; Metazoa; Mollusca; Bivalvia; Myida; Myidae
Exons: 1
Coding region: 1-504 (167 amino acids)
Source: RefSeq, a predicted model, not a curated record
AUGAAACCUUACCAUAGCUACACCCUGAUGAAAGCCUACCAUAGCUACACCCUGAUGAAAGCCUACCAUAGCUACACCCUGAUGAAACCCUACCAUAGCUACACCCUGAUGAAACCCUACCAUAGCUACACCCUGAUGAAACCCUACCAUAGCUACACCCUGAUGAAACCCUACCAUAGCUACACCCUGAUGAAACCCUACCAUAGCUACACCCUGAUGAAACCUUACCAUAGCUACACCCUGAUGAAACCCUACCAUAGCUACACCCUGAUGAAAGCCUACCAUAGCUACACCCUGAUGAAACCCUACCAUAGCUACACCCUGAUGAAACCCUACCAUAGCUACACCCUGAUGAAACCCUACCAUAGCCACACCCUGAUGAAACCCUACCAUAGCUACACCCUGAUGAAACCUUACCAUAGCUACACCCUGAUGAAAGCCUACCAUAGCUACACCCUGAUGAAACCCUACCAUAGCUACACCCAUGAUGAAACCCUACCAUAG